This is a messenger RNA of Dama dama (fallow deer), 3329 nucleotides long. RefSeq names its product armadillo repeat containing 5 (gene ARMC5). Gene Ontology annotation, biological process: anatomical structure morphogenesis. Gene Ontology annotation, cellular component: cytosol. Bases 244 to 3066 code for a protein of 940 amino acids. Gene Ontology annotation, molecular function: protein binding. The transcript is spliced from 6 exons. NCBI's taxonomy places the organism in Eukaryota, Metazoa, Chordata, Mammalia, Artiodactyla, Cervidae. The record is from RefSeq and is a predicted model, not a curated record.
GCAUGCACCGCACGCGCCUCUAGAGCUCUCACAAUGAUUAAAUAACCACUACUCUCAACAUUUUUUCUGCGACUGUGCAAGUCAGAGCACCAGGAUCGAGAACUACAACUUCCGACCUGCAGAACAGCGGCGGCGCUAUUUAAAAAGCGUCAGAGAGGCGGUGCUGGCCACGCCCCUCUUUUCCAGUUCCGCUCCCUUGGAUGAGCUGCGAGGAGAGGGGCGGAGCCUUAGGCCUGAGCCAAGAUGGCGGCUGCGAAGUCAACCCCCACGGACUCGCUCUCGUUCUGCCUCGCGCAGCUCACGGCGGCGGCCGGGGAGGGUCUAGGUGGGGGAAAGGACACAGCUACCAACGAGACACCCUUGGGCCGUGCGCUCUUAGCCCUCCGUACGCGCCACGUCAAGGCAGCCGGGGGAAUAGAGCGCUUCCGGGCACGCGGCGGGCUCCGCCCCCUUCUCGCGCUGCUACGGCGAGCGGCUGCAGCGGGCCCCGCCCCGUCCCAGGCUGGCGCAGGCUCCGCCCCCUCGUCGGUCGAGUCAGCGGCUUCUUCUGGCCCCUCCCCUUCGCCGGGCUCCGCCCCCUCUGCUGCGUCGCCAGCGACACCCUCGCCACCAGCGCGCCUGCGCAAGACGCUGGACUUGGCGCUCAGCAUCCUGGCCAACUGCUGUACGGAAGGGGCGUGCCGGGCUGAAGUGCGCAGACUCGGAGGCAUUCUCCCGUUGGUGACUAUUCUUCAGUGUGUGAAGACAGACAGCAUCCAGAACCGAACUGCCCGUGCUCUGGGGAACUUAGCCAUGGAACCUGAGAGCUGCGGGGACAUCCACUCUGCUGGUGCUGUUCCCCUGCUCGUGGAGAGCCUGACGGCCUGCCAGGACUCCCAGUGCCGCCAGAGUGUGGUCCGCGCCCUCCGCAACCUGGCGGACUCACCCCAGCACCGCCUGGCCCUGGCCCAGCAGGGAGCAGUGCGCCCACUGGCUGAACUUCUGGCUGCAGCGCCAGAUCCUGCGCUGACCUUGGCCUUGGUCCGUGCCCUCCUGGAGCUGAGUCGAGGCUGCUCCCGGGCCUGUGCUGAGCAGCUCAGUCUGGGUGGGGGACUCGGCCCACUGGUUGGCCUGGCCUCCCAUCCCAAAAGAGCCGUGCGUGAGGCCACCAUCUUGAUCCUCGCCAACCUGUGUGCCCAGGGCCUGGUGCGGCCUGCCCUGGGGAAUGCUGGGGGCGUGGAGGUGCUGUUGGGUGAACUCCGGCGGCGCCGGGGCCUCAACGGGGCAAGCCCAGCCUCCCAGCAGCCCCUGGUGCGGGCCGUGUGUCUGCUGUGCCGGGAGGCUAUCAACCGGGCCCGGCUGCGAGAUGCUGGGGGCUUGGAGCUGUUGAUGGGCUUGCUGCGGGAUCCCCGUGCCAGCGCCUGGCACCCUCGUGUGGUGGCUGCCCUCGUGGGCUUCCUGUAUGAUACAGGGGCCCUGGGCCGGCUUCAGGCUCUGGGAUUGGUACCUCUCCUGGCCGGGCAGCUGUGUGGUGAGGCUGGCGAUGAGGAAGAAGAGGGAAGAGAAGCUGCUUCCUGGGACUUCCCUGAGGAGAGGACCCCCGAGCGGGCAGAGCCCGGAAGCUUCCGAAGCCUCCAGUCCUGGCUGAUCUCCGAGGGCUAUGCCGCAGGCCCGGGAGACAUCUCUCCCGACUGGUCCCCGGAGUGCUGUCCGCCGCCGCCAGAACCGGUCGAUCUGACCAGCCCCACGUCGCUGCGGACGCCCCGCGCCCUGCGCCCGCCCGGCCGCAGCCCCACCGCCUCUGCCGCCGAGGAGCCCUGGGGCCGCGAGGGGCCGGCGCUGCUGCUGCUGUCGCGCUUCUCCCAGGCUCCCGACCCCAGCGGGGCGCUGGUGACCGGCCCGGCCCUGUGCGGCCUGCUGGCCUACGUGACGGGCGCUCCGGGCCCGCCGAGCCCCCGCGCGCUGCGCAUCCUGGCGCGGCUCACCUGCAACCCCGCCUGCCUCGAGGCCUUCGUGCGCAGCUACGGGGCGGCGCUGCUGCGUGCCUGGCUGGUGCUCGGCGUCGCCCCCGACGACUGGCCCGCGCUGCGCACCCGGCAGGCUCGCCGCAGCCAGCACCAGCACCGGGAGCUGGGUGAGAUGCUGCUGCAGAACCUAACAGUGCAAGCCGAGUCGCCCUUCGGAGUGGGGGCCCUCACCCACCUGCUGCUCUCUGGGAGCCCGGAGGACCGUGUGGCCUGCGCCCUGACCCUGCCCUUCAUCUGUCGGAAGCCCUCUCUGUGGCGCCGGCUCCUUCUGGACCAGGGCGGCCUCCGGCUCCUCCUCUCGGCGCUCACCCGGCCCGCUCCGCACCCGCUCUUCCUCUUUUUCGCUGCAGACUCCCUUUCCUGCCUCCAAGGCCUGGUGUCUCCCACAGGGAGCCCAGCCGACCUACCUGCAAUCCCCUUGGACCUAGACCCGCCCUCCCCUUGCCUCUAUGAACCUCUGCUGGGCCCAGCCCCCAUGCCAGCCCCCGACCUCCACUUCCUGCUGGACUCAGGCCUCCGGCUCCCUGCCCAGCGAGCCGCCUCAGCCACCGCCUCCCCUUUCUUCCGGGCCCUGCUGGCUGGCAGCUUUGCCGAAGCCCAGAUGGACCUAGUGCCCCUCCGAGGCCUGUCGCCCAGCGCGGCCUGGCCCAUCCUGCAUCACCUGCAUGGCUGCCGGGGCUGUGGGGCCGCCCUGGGGCCUGUCCCUCCGCCAGGCCAGCCCCUGCUGGGCUCUGAGGCUGAGGAGGCCCUGGAGGCCGCUGGCCGUUUCCUGCUGCCAGGGCUGGAGGAGGAGCUGGAAGAAGCCGUGGGCCGCAUCCACCUGGGACCCCAGGGUGGCCCAGAGUCUGUGGGGGAGGUGUUCCGCCUGGGCCGGCCGCGGCUGGCUGCCCACUGCGCGCGCUGGACCCUGGGGCCGGAGCAGUGCCCCCGGAAGCGGGCCCUGGCUCUGGUGGGGCUUGUGGAAGCAGCUGGCGAGGAGGCCGGGCCCCUGACCGAGGCCUUACUGGCUGUGGUGAUGGGGGUGGAGUCGGGGGGCAAGGGUCCCAGCCUAGACUGUUGAUGUAUCCUGGGAGGAGACCCAGGGAUAAGUUAGCUAGGAGAAGGUCUCUCUCGAUGGGAGGAGGCUGAGCAGAAAAACUCACCGUCACGGGCCCGUGAAAGGAUGGACCUGGAGCCCUGGGUGAUGGUCUGAAGACUCAGGAGUGAGAAGCCAAGGCCAGGGUCUGGGCAUGGGGCCCUCGAGAUGGAGAACAGCUCAGGGCCCCAGGAACCUGGCCUGGCCCAGCUUUAUGGAGUUGGAAUUAAAAGCUUUGGAGUCGGCUC